CCUGUGAUCCCAAAGCACACAUUGUUGUUAUGGGAAAUGUGGAGACGGAGCAUGUACUCCCUGCUUUUCGCGCUACGGUGUCUGCUCAGCCUACCUGGUUCUUACGGCGUACCCAUGCAGGCGGGCUACAGAGCCCUCGAGUUUCAGCCAUCCAUGCUGGACUUCCAGGAACAGGCUGUUGCGAUACCAGAAAUAAGAAAAGUUUAUUUACACAAUCCAAGUUCAGAAGAAACUAUCAUUUUAAUAUCAAUAUCUGCAGCAACUUCACAUUUUUACACUUCAUUUUUUCAGAACAGGAUAAUUCCACCAAAAGGAAACACAUCUUUUGAUGUAGUGUUUCAAGCCCGAGUCGUAGGCAAUGUGGAAAACACCUUUUUCAUUAAUACAUCUCGCCAUGGCAUUUUCACGUACCAGGUGUUUGGUGUGGGUGUACCCGACCCUUACAGACUGCGACCCUUCACUGGGUGCAGAGCAGCGUACACGCUGAACAGCAACCUUUCACCACUGGUAAACAAUCCGAAUCCAUGCAGAGAAGCAUUGCAGGUGGGGCAAAUGCAUGCCAGGUCAGAGGACUUUUACUUGGAUCUGCCCAACGGUCAGAAAGAAGAUACGACAUUAUGGGAGAUGCCUUCAGUUGAGAAAAAAAUGGUAAUGAAGACCAGCAUCACCUCAAGGGUCAAAAACAACCGUACAGGUUUGCUCAGAAUCAAAGCCCGGUCUCCCACCCAGGAGAAGUAUAUCAUCCUUCCAGUGAAGAUGGUGAUACCUACAGUGCCUGGUGUGUACAUUUCUAAAGAGAUGCUGGAUUUUGGUACACUGAGAUCACAAGAUCCUUCAAAACAUAUGAACGUAUACCUUAUAAAUUUAGGAACAAAGGAUGUACCAAUUAAAAGUGUUAACCCUAUGCCAUCAAACAAAGCCCUCACAGUAGACUUUGAACCAGUCAAAGUGAAACCAGGAGAAAAUAUCAAAGUUGCAACUAUUAGUUUCCAUGCAUCAAAAGUACGUAAAAGGUCUCAAAUGUCUGGUAAAAUAACAAUAAAGACAAAUGAAGAAAGCUACACAUAUCUUGAUAUUCCAUACAAAGCUGAAGUUUUCAAUGGGUACCUCUGGUUUGACAGCACAGCUACUUUAUUCCACAUAAGAGACAGUCUAACCGAACCAGUGAAGAGACCCAUCCUUGUAACCAACACCUACAACUUCCCAGUUCUAAUCCAUAAUGUUUCCCUGGCAAAAGAGGCCAAGACAAUGUUCAAUGUGCAGAACUUCAGCCAGCCGAUUCUAAUUCCUCCACAUGAGUCACACUACCUCUUGGAUCUCCAUUUCUGGCCUGUGAAAACCUCGACUUACAUUGACAGCAACAUUGUACUCAUCACCAACGUGUCAGAGUUUCACCUACCUGUCAGGGCUUUCACUGGCUUCCUAGAGGUCCUGGCUCUUCCUCCUAGUCUGGAACAGCACUGGAUGGACUUUGGUGUGGUCAACCUUAAUAAAACUGUCAGCAUUUUGCUGGCAGUUAUCAAUAAUAACCCAACUGAGCUGCAGAUCAAGUCCUGGAAGGUCACAGGGGACAGAUUUUCCAUUGAUCUGUUAAGAUCUGAACCGGGGAAUAAAACAACUGCACUGUCAAAGACAAAAGUUCUGCUAAAUGCAUCUGCAUCAUAUCAGAAAACUGUGAUAUUAUCUUCAGGAUAUUAUGCUCUGUUCCGCGUCACACUACAGGCAAAGGAACUCAAAGGAACAUAUGAUGAAGCAAUUCGUAUUACAUCUGAUUACGAAAUAUUAACCAUCCCAGUGAAAGCUGACACAGCAGUUGAAGCAUUGACUAGCUCACCAAAGCAGAUUAUUCUACCAAAAUGCUUUCCGGGAAAGGUGGUUCGUCAAAGCUUAGGCAUUGUGAGCUGCUUCUCUCAGAGCGUGAAACAGCUACACAUCCGUCGUGUGACUGAUGAUACGCGCUUCUAUCACAGGAGGUUAAAAACAAGCAAGAUGGACCUGGGAUCAAGACAAAGGUUAAAGAUAGCAAACAUUUAUUUUGAUGCCAGUUUGGAGUGUGGGAAUCAGUGUUAUGUUGGACUACCAUUUCGUCUUAAAUCGGAAUCCACAUCACAUGGGCUGCAGAUGCAGCAGGACCUAUGGAGUUCAGAUGCAGACUUGCACCAAACACUUCUUGAAAGAUGGAGAAGUGUGAUGGAAAACUCUGGGGACAAGGUGAACGCCAUCUUUGAGAUGAGCACUGCUCUUCAGAGUAACAUGCAAACUGAAGUAACAGCCCAGAUGGUGUGGCCAUCGAUAAUUAACUCCUCACGCGAGAUCAUUUUCCCCUUGACCCAAACCCACAGCUCCUCUGUUAAGGAACUGGUCUUACAAAACCCAGCAGACGUGCCACUAUACAUCCAGAUUCUUCCCUUAACGCUGUAUCCCAACUCCUCUGACAUGCUAGACAAUCUAAUUGACAGGGCAACCUGGAUUAAGUUUCCCCACAUCAGCAAUAACACGCUAGAGUUUCAUGUUCAGAGCAAUCAAACAUCCUUAAACAAAACUGUCAAGGAAUUUGAAGAAUUCCCAGCACAACCUUUCGUAUGCAACGCCAUGUUAUUACCAGGAGAAGUCAGAUCUUUUAAUGUGAAGUUCACUCCUGUCAGCAACCACACUGUGACUUCGCUUCUUAUCAUUAGGAACAACCUGACUGUGGUGGAGCAUGUGCUGUUACACGGCCGAGGUGCCUCUGAGAAUUUAAAAGUCAGUGGGAAAUCUCCUGGUACUCAAAGCUACCUAAAGUUCACGAUUACAGAGUCUCUGCUGAAACACUGCACAGAGAGGGUGAAACCCAAGCAAAAUUUCACACUCCGAAAAACAUUUAAAGCUGAGAACACUGGGGAGGUUACAAUCGCAAUCAAAUCUACUGAAAUCGACAACCAUAUUUGUGCGGCACAUGGAUUUAAAGUCGUCGACUGCCAAGAAUUUACGCUUAAACCAAAAGCGUCAAAAGACAUUGUUGUAUUGUUCACUCCCGAUUUCAGUGCCUCGCGAUCAGCGGCGGGGCUGCGGCUGGUGACUGCUGGCGGCUCUGAGUUUUUGUUUACAUUGAACGCCUCACUCCCAUAUCACAUGCUGGUGGCUUGCAGCGAAGACCUGGCCAGGCCCAGCUGGGAGCUGGAACUCUACAUAGGCAUCUCUGUCAUCAUAAGCUUCAUGUUCCUUCUAGUGAUGGCAAUGGCCUACCUUGAAGCCAAGGGAAUCUGGGAACCAUUUAAGAGGCAACUGUGUUGUGAAGGAUCUGAUGCUCCAUCAGAGGCAGAAAGAGCGUCGAUUCUCAGGGAAACUGCGCAAAAUCAAACAGAUGCCAACCUGAAUGACGACACAAACCACGAUUCUACACAAGGAAUGAACAAUCCUGGCACUUCCUCAGUGCGGAUCAAUGGCCCACCAUGUACCACGCAGUCAGAAACCCAGAGCACCAGCAAGACCUACUCCAACCUGGAUGGCCUGAGGUCCAGGAUUAUUAACAAAGCCAAAGUGAGUUUUAGCAGGAGCUCCAGGCAGUCGCAGCCGGCGCAGCAGCAGCUGGCAUCCAGUUCCCUGGACGUGCAGACCUCCACGGCUGCAGUGCUCUCCAAAGACCAGUCUGCAGACACCCCCAAGACUGUCCCUGAGACUAGGGCUGAGGCUGAAGGCAAAACACCUCAAAGCUCAACAAACUCAGAUUUCUCCAGCUUCGCCGGAGCUGUGGACAAGAACCUAGGGUGCCAGAAUGCUUCUCCAACUAAGCUGCUCCAAAACCAGCAGGCCCUACUUUCACCAAGCAAAGGUUCUGGAACAAAACGGAAAAUUCUGAAUAAACCCCAGGUCCAAGACCAGCCCAAGGAGAAAGAGCAGAAGUCAAAGGAUGUCAUGAAAACCAGGCCAUUCAUGCUAGAAAAGGAAAAGGUGGAGGGAACUGCAGCAUCACCCGCGAAAUCUGACAAAAAGAAGCCAGACACAAAAGACGCCGUUACAGAUAUAAAUUCCAAUUCGCUGGAGCUGCCAUACUUAACUGCCCACGAAAUCAAACGCCGCAAACGGUCAGAAGCAAAAACCUUGAAGCCUCCUCCACCAGCUAAGGGCCCCCAAAUCAAGAAUACGGAGACAGUGUCCGGCGAGCACACAGAACACUGCCAUCAUCACCCCCUUGAGAAGCAGGCUGAUGCAGUGGCAGAAUCCGGAAACAUCAGCAGUUCUGAGGAGGAAAGUGAUUCUUCCCUUCCUCCAGAGUGGGACUCUGUCCCAGUCCAGCCAGUCAACAGUGGUGAUGACGGCCUCUACCAAUUAUCUAUGCAAACCAUGAAUGCAGACACUUUCAUAAAAAGAUCCACUUCCACAGCAUGUCCACCUCCUGCCACUUCCCUCAGCCUGAUAGCCCAUGGAACAGAUAGCAAUGUGGACUGCACAGCACGUAACACCCAAUUUAAGAGAGAGCCUGGAAACACAAACAAGAAGUUGACAAAAUCCGUCUCUUUACCUGAUAAAUGUGUCAGUCUCAUCACUACUGUUGUGGCGGCAGAUUAUGACAAAAGUCCAGGUGGCAGCGGUCCGGUCAUGGGGACGUCUAGAAAAGGCAACAUUUCGGGGGCCGUGUCCUUUCCUCCGGACAAAUCCAUUUGGAGCUACGGGCCCAACAGUGCUGGAUUGUGGAAUCCAUUCACUCCCUGUAAUAGCAACAACUUAAAUUCUUCACAGUUGACUUUUGGGCCCAGUGAUACAUUUAAAGGUUCUGGAGCCUUCAGUGGUAUGCCCUUCUCCAAGAGCCAAGAACAUCAGCUGAAGUGGUCUGACUUCAAUGCUGUGUCCCCUUCAAUCUGGGAAACCUCCAGCAGUGACCCUCUGCAUCCCUGGCCCAUCACUACGAGCUCACCAUCAUUCUCAUCUGAAUCUGUUUCAGGCACUAGCAGAGACCUAUGGUCCACCACCACUCCAUUCAGCACAUCCAUCUGGUCACCCACCUACACGACACCUGCCGCUGAAGUUCUCCCCAACCCCAGUGGGAGCUCCAGCAGAAGUUUCCCUAACCAACACCAAAAUGGGAGGCUUGCGCAAUGUCUAGGGCUACCAGCCAACAGCGAGACUGGAGGGACCUACAGCCUCUGGGGCAUGUGGGGCCCAACCCCAAACAGGAGGUCCUCUGAACCUUGGAACAGCACUUCAACUGCUGAGUGCUGUCAUUAUUUUACACAGUAGGAUAUACAUGUCUUUUCUUUUUGGUAUUACACCUGUACAACUGUCUCUUAUGGGUUUGUACAUGAUCCAGAGUGAUAAACUCACCAUUAUGGUUGAAAUAAAACAAAGUCAAAACCUGCAAUUUCACUCAAAUUUUCCACACAUUUUACCUUGUUGGAGGCACCAGAUCAAAAUAAAAGAUUUCAGACAAAUGCCUACUAA
Messenger RNA from Paramormyrops kingsleyae, 5418 nucleotides. Its product is annotated as transmembrane protein 131-like. Gene Ontology annotation, cellular component: membrane. Lineage: Eukaryota; Metazoa; Chordata; Actinopteri; Osteoglossiformes; Mormyridae. The record is from RefSeq and is a predicted model, not a curated record.